AUGCUAGGACGGCGUGUUUCGGUUGGACAAGGCAACUCACGUACACGCAAGAUUCGCACCCAUAGAGAGCGAAAGAGCGAGAGAGAGAGAGAGCGACGAGACUUGGCAGCAGACUCGUUUUGCCCACUCCGACAUCGGUCACUCGAGCUUUCACACCUAAGCCUCCGCUUAAAAGGAAUGACGUCAGGACAUGCUGUAAUCAACGAAGGCCAGAGACAGCGAAGGCAAGGUCCCUUUAGAAAAUUAAAAGCUCCGACAAUUCCCAAGGUCAACUGUCCCAGAAACAAGUGUUGUAAUUGGUUUCGGAAGCCUGACAAUGUUCAGCUGAUUCUGACAAUCUCGGCUGUAGCACUUGGUCUCGUGAUCGGCAUCGUAAUAAAAUUUGCCCAUCCAAAUGUCAGCCGUCGCACGGUAGAUUUGGUAGCUUUUCCCGGAACCCUGCUCAUGAAUAUGCUCAAAAUGCUGAUCAUUCCUCUCAUUACAUCGAGUCUCAUUUCGGGUCUAGCGAAUUUGGACACGAGAUCAUGUGGCAAAAUUGGUACCUACGCGUUGAUAUACUACUUUACUACCACUCUGAUGGCGGUCAUUUUGGGCAUUGUUCUUGUGGUUGCCAUUCAUCCGGGAAAUCCAGCUAUCAAGGAGAGCCACGUCGCUUCCACCACAUCCUCAAAAACCAGCCCUCACACACUGGAUGCUUUCCUUGACCUCUUUAGAAAUAUGUUUCCGGAGAAUAUCAUUCAAGCCUGUACGAAGCAAAUCUCUAGCCAAAUGAAGAACGUUACCAUACAGGCGAAAAUUCAAGAGGCAAGUGUCUGCAAAGGCAACACAACAGUAAUCAAAGAAUUUGUGGAGGAAAUUGCAACGGCAACUUUUAUCGACAACACUAACGUCCUCGGCUUGGUCACCUUCUCAGUAGCUUUUGGCCUUGGCAUCGCCAGUAUGGGAAAGCAGGGUCGUCUCAUGCUGGAUUUCUUCAUUAUCAUGAAUGAAAUCGUUAUGCGUCUUGUUCGUAUUAUUAUGUGGUAUGCUCCAAUUGGCAUCAUUUUCCUCAUUAUUGGUCAGAUAAUUGCCAUAGAUGAUCUAAUGAGCACAGUCACCGGCUUGGGUCUCUACAUGCUGACAGUUAUUACUGGUCUAGCAGUUCAUCUCUUUCUCACGCUCAUGCUGAUGUACUUUAUCAUCUGUCACAAAAAUCCCCUCCUCUAUAUGCAAGGGCUCUUCCAGGCCUUCUUUAUGGCUCUUGGAACUGGAUCUAGCUCGGCUACCCUGCCCGUCACAUUCAAAUGUCUAGAAGGAAAUUUGGGCAUUGAUGCCCGAGUGACUCGCUUUGUUCUCCCGAUCGGUGCUACAGUCAACAUGGAUGGUACCGCUCUCUACGAAGCCGUUGCUUGCAUCUUCAUCGCCCAGAUCAAUGAGUAUGCUCUCUCCGUCGGUCAGCUCGUUACUAUUAGCAUAACUGCCACAUUAGCUGCCAUUGGAGCUGCUGCAGUGCCGAGCGCCGGUCUGGUUACCAUGGUGAUGGUGCUCACUUCCGUUGGUCUUCCAAUCAACGAUAUUGCACUCAUCUUUGCUGUUGACUGGAUGCUGGAUCGAAUUCGUACCUCCAUCAACGUGAUGGGCGAUGCGUUUGGCGCUGGCAUAGUGGCUCACCUCUGUCGUGAGCAGCUUCGAGUGCCGCCGAAGCGUCUCAACAGUGUCAGCGUUACAGUGCCACAUACAAAGUGGAGCAGCAAUCAGGAGGACAGUGGCGACGAGUGCGAGGGCGAGGACAGUAACCACCAAGACAUCUCGAUGGAACUUGUGGAAGCCGCUUUGACACAGAGAGAGUAA
Messenger RNA from Echinococcus granulosus, 1830 nucleotides. Its product is annotated as Excitatory amino acid transporter 2. Gene Ontology annotation, cellular component: plasma membrane. Gene Ontology annotation, molecular function: L-glutamate transmembrane transporter activity; neutral L-amino acid transmembrane transporter activity; glutamate:sodium symporter activity. The coding region runs from base 1 to 1830 and encodes 609 amino acids. NCBI's taxonomy places the organism in Eukaryota, Metazoa, Platyhelminthes, Cestoda, Cyclophyllidea, Taeniidae. Gene Ontology annotation, biological process: L-glutamate transmembrane transport. The record is from RefSeq and is a predicted model, not a curated record. The transcript is spliced from 12 exons.